GUGGCGGUGACCAGUGCUGGAGUACAGUUCCAUGGGCACUGGAAACCCUCUCGUACCUCGCCCAAGUGGACAAUGUUCUCGAACAAUGACGAAGCUGUGAUAAACAAGAAACUCCCAAAGGAAUUGCUGCUUCGAAUAUUCUCAUUUCUGGAUGUGAUCACCUUGUGUCGCUGUGCCCAGGUGUCCAGGUAUUGGAAUGUCCUGGCAUUGGAUGGCAGUAACUGGCAGAGAAUCGACCUGUUCGACUUUCAAAGAGACAUAGAGGGCAGAGUGGUGGAGAAUAUUUCCAAACGCUGCGGUGGGUUUUUACGGAAGCUAAGCCUGCGAGGCUGCCUGGGUGUAGGAGACAACUCAUUAAGGACCUUUGCUCAGAACUGCAGGAAUAUUGAACAGUUAAACCUGAACGGGUGCACGAAAAUCACAGACGCAACCUGUACUAGUCUAAGUAAAUUCUGCUCCAAGCUAAGAAGUCUAGAUUUGGCAUCGUGUACGUCAAUCACAAACCUUUCUUUGAAAGCUCUCAGCGAGGGGUGUCCACUGCUAGAACAGCUGAACAUAUCCUGGUGCGAUCAGGUGACAAAGGAUGGGAUUCAGGCGCUGGUGAAAGGCUGUGGUGGAUUAAAAACUCUGUUUCUUAAAGGAUGCACACAGCUGGAGGAUGAAGCUCUGAAAUACAUUGGUGCUCAUUGUCCUGAACUGGUUACCUUGAAUCUACAGACCUGCUCUCAAAUCACAGACGAGGGGCUGAUUACCAUUUGUAGGGGAUGUCACAAAUUCCAGUCUCUCUGCGUGUCUGGCUGCAGUAACAUCACCGAUGCUAUUCUGAAUGCGUUAGGACAGAACUGCGUGCGACUUAGAAUAUUAGAGAUUGCAAGAUGUUCACAGUUAACAGAUGUGGGGUUUACCACGUUAGCUCGGAAUUGUCAUGAGCUUGAGAAGAUGGACCUGGAAGAGUGUGUUCAGAUCACGGACAAUACGCUGAUCCAGCUCUCCAUCUAUUGCCCUCGGCUUCAAGUGCUGAGUUUGUCGCACUGUGAGUUAAUCACAGACGAUGGGAUCCGUCAUCUCGGAAAUGGGGCCUGUGCCCACGACAGGUUAGAGGUAAUUGAGUUGGAUAACUGCCCGCUGAUCACAGACGCUUCCCUCGAACAUCUAAAGAGCUGUCACAGCCUGGAGAGGAUCGAACUGUACGACUGUCAGCAGAUCACGCGGGCUGGGAUCAAGAGACUCCGGACUCAUUUACCCAACAUUAAGGUUCACGCUUACUUUGCUCCUGUGACCCCUCCACCAUCAGUGGGCGGAAGCCGCCAGAGAUUCUGCAAGUGUUGCAUUGUCCUAUGACACCAGCUCUUCCCUUUUGGAAAUAUUUAAAUAGCAUUAGGACAGCGAGAGGCCAGCGUUCACUGCCAGCGGUGACCUGGUGCAGAGAGAGAGAGAGCAACUCCAGCGGGGCUUCACUGUACAGUGAGGGAAGGGCUCCCUGCCCUAACCCUUUGUGACUGUGACUGACUGAUCACCAGGCUGAUGGGCAGACGUGGCUUGUCACUGUGGAUUUAGCCUUCGUUCAUUUCUGUUACCGUUUGAUCCAAUCGGGAGAUUUCCCACCAAUGUUGAUAAUUUAUUUUUCUCCUCGAGGUCAGGUAAACAGUUCUGAUUUGCGCAGGUUCUCGCUGGAAGAAUCUUAGCUUCACACACGCCCACGUCUGUUGAUGGUCACCCAGGAUCCAGCAGUACAUAAUCUGACCACUUGUCAGUGUGCGCUUAACCCUUUUAUUGGUCUCUUUAUAUAGGGCAAAGAUGAGGGGGGGGGGGGGAAAGAAAGGGCAAUUGUGCAAUACAAUUUUUAACUUCUCUAGUCUGUGGAGGUUUCCUACUGAACCAAUGUAUUGUUGGUGUAAAGGGUCUGCAGCAUGUUCGGCCAUCCGUUCUUUAAAAGGGUGGGUGGGGAGACUGAUGGCGAGAAGGAAUCUUUAACUCAGCAGCUCACGGUGAUACCUUGUCUGUGCCAGCCUGCAGGGAGGCUACACACAGCUUUUUCCAAAUGAGAGAUUCCAGCUUUGUUGUUGUGUUUUUGUGUUUUUGUUUAGUGCUCGUCACAUCGAUUUGUUUUCUUCUCUCCGCGAACUGCUGUUUAUGACCUGGUGUGUUUAUCUCGUGCAAUACCCUAACUGGUUUCCCAGGGUGAUGUUUAACCCCUCACAGUGAUCAGGGCUUUCGUCCUUUGACUAAGUACCAAAGGAGGCUGAUGACUUCAGCAGCUCAAAGAGUAGAGAGGUAAAGCCCCGUUGUCUCAAUCAUUCCGCUCACCCAGUGCCAGACGAGAGGACAUCACUCUGCUUCGUACUUUGCUAUUUUAGUUCAAAGCCCCAGAAAGCUUCGCGAGCGGGUAAGUCUCUCCUUUGCCCAGUCGAUCCCGCAGCGUGAAGGCACAGCUCCCUACACUGGACGUCGUGACCUGCGUACUCUCCUCACAGCUUCCCACUCUUUGCACCCAACUGCUGGAUUGAGAGGAACGCAGAGGGGCGAAGGGAGGUGGGGCGGGGGGGGUUGAGGCCAGUAGUUUUUGAAACUAGGGUCAUUCCUGAAAUUGGUCUUUGUUAUUUCAUCUGAUUGUCCAGCAGCAGCAACGUUGGGUGGACACACUGCUGUUCUGAGUUUCACUGUGAGCUCGGGAGUUCCUUUAACUGUCACUGGAGACGAUGAGUUGAUUGUUCGUGGUUGCCUGACCUGAUCUGCCAACGCUAGAUUGGCAAAUUCCUUCCCUUCGUUGCUGGAGGGAACUUCAUGUGGAAGUGAGGCAUUACAGAGCUGCGGAGGGUGGGGGGGGGAGAGGUUCAGUUACUGUGAGCAGCGUUUGCAUUUCUAACUCCAAACAAGACUAUAGUUGAGAAAUGUAACCUUACAUUCUGUGCGUUAUUAUUGAUUCAAUACUGAUCUCCAACGACCCGCCAAGGUUAAUUGGUCAUUCACUUCCUGGCUGUUUGGUAGAAUCUUUACUGACCCAA
Messenger RNA from Callorhinchus milii (elephant shark), 3005 nucleotides. Its product is annotated as F-box/LRR-repeat protein 20. Gene Ontology annotation, biological process: SCF-dependent proteasomal ubiquitin-dependent protein catabolic process. Gene Ontology annotation, cellular component: SCF ubiquitin ligase complex. NCBI's taxonomy places the organism in Eukaryota, Metazoa, Chordata, Chondrichthyes, Chimaeriformes, Callorhinchidae. Gene Ontology annotation, molecular function: protein binding. The record is from RefSeq and is a predicted model, not a curated record.